This is a messenger RNA of Achroia grisella, 5485 nucleotides long. RefSeq names its product cadherin-23-like (gene Btr175). Gene Ontology annotation, molecular function: calcium ion binding. Lineage: Eukaryota; Metazoa; Arthropoda; Insecta; Lepidoptera; Pyralidae. Gene Ontology annotation, biological process: homophilic cell-cell adhesion. Bases 1 to 5163 code for a protein of 1720 amino acids. The transcript has 34 exons. The record is from RefSeq and is a predicted model, not a curated record. Gene Ontology annotation, cellular component: plasma membrane.
AUGGAGACACAUAUUCGACUUGCAGCAACAAUGCUGUUCCUGUUGGUAGCAGAAACUAUAUAUGCAGAAUCUGAGUUUCGAUGUUCUUUCAUGACAGAGAUACCUAGACCAGAUAGACCUUACCUGCCUGAUGAAGAUUUUACUGGUAUACCAUGGAGCGAACGACCAAUAUUGCCAGCUCGACCUGAACGCGAAGAUGUAUGCGCUGAAAACUACCCAGACCCACUAUCAUUACACUCACUACAGAUAAUAUACAUGGACGAGGAAAUUGAAGAGGAUGUUGUUAUAGCCAGACUCAAUUACUUCGGAAGUACUCAACCAGAAUUCGAAGUACCAUUCAUGCUUGGAUCUUUUAAUUUGCUUCAACCCGUAUUUAGACGAGGAGAUAACAAUGAAUGGUUAAUUGUUAUUACGCAAAGACAGGAUUAUGAAAGUCCUGGGAUGCAGAGCUACAUGUUCAACAUUAGAGUACCAGAGGAGACCCCGCUCAAUGCCCAAGUCCUACUGCAAAUAGUGAAUAUAGAUGACAAUGAUCCAAUGAUAAGUUUGUUGGGCGCUUGCCAAGUAGAGGAAUUGGGAGACCCUGACCGUCUAACUGAUUGUACAUACGAGGUGUGGGAUGCAGAUGGAUAUAUCAGUACAAGUGCCAUGCAGUUCAGAAUCGACAGCAACCGGGACGAUGACGAAAUAUUUCGCAUCGAAUCAGUUAUACGACAAAAUGUAUUCUAUAUGGACAUGACCCUUGGACUUCAGAGAUCGCUCGAUUUCCUGCAGAACGCUUUGCAUAUCUUCAGCAUUACAGCUUCGGACUCGCGCCCCAACAAUCAUACGGUGACAAUAAUGGUACAAGUGAUUAAUGUGGAACACCGGGUCCCGAGAUGGACGGAGAUCUUCACGGUGCAGCAGUUCGACGAGAAGAGCCAUCAGAACUUUACUGUGCAAGCGGUCGACGGAGAUCCUGGCAUUGAUAAACCUAUUUGCUACGCGUUGAGAACUCAGCCCGGCGAAGAUGAGUACUUUGAAAUUAAAACUAUUGAAGGCGGCGAGGACGGCGGCAUUUUGUUUGUACAUCCCAUCGACAGAGAUGAACUACAGAGAGAGAUUUUUAAUUUGACAAUAAUAGCAUAUAAAUGUGACAAUGAGUCUUUAGCUACAGAGCAAGCGGUUACGAUAAUAAUAAAUGAUAUAAAUGAUCAACGGCCUGAACCGACGCCAAAGGUAUAUCGUAUUGAAAUACCGGAAGAGACGCCAUUAACGCUGGCAUUUGAUGAACCAAUAACAUUUCAUGACAGGGAUUUGGGUGAUAAUGCACGGUACAGCGUAGAAUUAGUAGACGGUUGGCCAUCAAGGGCUGCAUCAGCUUUUUACAUAGCUCCCCAAGAAGGUUAUCAGCUCCAGACGUUUAUAAUGGGCACCGUGAACCACAGCAUGUUGGACUAUGAAGAAGAUGAUUUUCAAAAUAUAGUGUUGUAUGUGAUAGCAACAGAUUUGGGCAACGGCGAAACAGGCAAUGCUACUGUAUAUAUUGAUUUGAUCAAUUGGAACGAUGAACUGCCUAUAUUUAAUGAAACCAUUGAAGAAGUUACUUUUGACGAGACGGAAGGAGAAGGUUUCUACGUGGGCACUGUGAGGGCUUUUGACAGAGACAUCGAUGACCGGGUCGUUCAUAGUCUAAUGGGAAAUGCAGUAAACUUUUUAAAAAUAGAUGAAUUUACUGGGGAAAUUCACGUCUCAGUCAACGACUCCUUUAAUUACCACACGCAGAACGAGCUGUUUAUUCAAGUACGUGCAGAUGAUACUCUUGGUGAACCAUACAAUAUGGCUACUUCGCAGUUUGUAAUACAGCUAAUAGACAUCAACAACACCCCACCCACUCUACGCCUGCCUCGUUUUAGCCCACAAGUAGAAGAAAAUGUGCCAGAAUGCUACGAAAUCACCCGUGAACUCCACGCUUCGGAUCCUGAUACAACUGCUGAGGUCGUUUUUGAAAUAGACUGGGAUACCUCUUAUGCCACCAAACAGGGAAGGACAACCGAUCCUAUUCACUAUCUUAAUUGUAUAUACAUUGAAACAAUAUAUCCUGACCCAGAUGACCUCCGCAAUGCAAUCGGACUCGUGCUUGUGAAGGAAAUACGUGAUAAUGUCACUAUCGACUAUGAAGAAUUUGAUAUGUUGUAUCUAACUGUCAGAGCUAGAGAUUUAAAUACCGUACUUGGAGAUCCGUAUGAUGAAUCAACUUUCAGCAUAAUAAUAAUUGAUAUGAAUGACAACCCGCCGCUAUGGGUAAACGGGACCCUAGAUCAGGUGUUCAGAGUGACAGAAAUGGCCGCCAGCGGUACUGUUAUUGGCUCUGUGCUAGCCACAGAUAUAGAUGGACCAUUGUAUAACCAAGUCCGCUAUACUAUUCGUCCUCGAGGCGACACCCCUGAGGAUUUGGUGAAGAUUCACUUUUACACAGGACAAAUCGAGGUGGACGCAAAUGAAGAGAUCGACGCUGAUAUCCCGCCUCGGUUUGAGCUCCACUACACAGUUACUGCCAGUGAUGGAUGCUAUGCGGAGGACGAAGCCGAUUGUCCCUCUGAUAAGACCGAAUGGAAUACAGAUGGAGACAUCACGAUUCAAAUCACGGACACAAACAACAAGUGGCCGUACGCUGAAGAAGAGAAGUUUAACACAACGUUUUACGUAUACGAAAACGAGACAACCGGCUAUGAAAUCGGCAAGAUAGUCUCUAACGACCUUGACAGAGAUGAGAUAUAUCACACUGUGGCCUAUCAAAUCAACUACCAAGUUAACCCUCGGCUGCGUGAUUUCUUCGCUGUCAACCUGGAAACAGGGAUGGUGUACGUAGAACUUGCCCAGGGUCAUGUCCUCGACAGAGAUGGCGAUGAGCCCACACACAACAUAUUCCUAACGCUCACCGAUAACUUCUAUUCCGGCGGAGAUGGUAGGAGGAAUUCGAAUGACACCGAAAUAUUGAUAAUCCUUAAAGACAUCAAUGAUAAUGCACCAGAAUUGCCGGACGAUCUUUACUGGAGUGUUUCAGAGGAUCUUAAAGAGGGCGAAGAACUCGAGAAAAUCAUUACAGCUCCAGAUAAAGAUGAGCCGGAUACAGAUAACUCCCGUGUUAGAUAUUAUAUCCAUAACAUGACAGUCACCAAUCGACCAGGCUUUGAACACCCAACAUCACUCUUCGACAUGAAACAAUUAUACAACGUGAGCGGACAACUCGUUACAGCUAUGGAUUUAAAAGGCUAUUGGGGAACAUAUGAUGCAUUUAUAGAGGCGUGCGACCACGGUGACCCUGAGUUAUGCGACGAUGCUAUAUACCCCAUAGAGAUCCGCCCGUACAACUAUCACGAACCAGUGUUCGUGUUUCCGUUGCAUGGCACCACAGUUCGUCUGGCGAGAGAGUUGGCCACUACCAACGGUCCUUUGAUGUUGGUGAACAGUGUCUUUCUGGACUCCGUGUCGGCAACAGACGAGGACGGGCUCCACGCCGGAAUGGUUACCUUCGAUGUGGUUGGCAAUGCUGAAGCCAAUGAGUUCUUCGAAGUUACGAACGACGGCGAAAACCAAGGCACUCUGAGGCUUAAAGAGCUCUUUGCUGAGGAAAUUAGAGAGUUCACGGUGACAAUUAGUGCUACCGAUGGAGGCACCGAGCCGGGCCCACUGUCCUCCAACUCCACUCUCAACUUAAUCUUCGUGCCCAUAUAUGGAGAACCAAUAUUCGUUACCAAUACUGCCAGCGUUGCUUUCUUCGAAAAGGAACAAGGGUUGCUUGAGAGGUUCCAAUUGCCGCUCGCCGAAGAUUCCAAAAACUACAAAUGCGAUAAUGACUGCUACGAUAUAUUCUAUACGAUUACAGAUGGCAAUAACGAAGGUUUCUUCGGUGUCGACCCGGUUGAGAACAGUAUAUACUUAGAAAGGGAACUGGAUCGAAACGAGAGCACAACACACAUCCUGGUGAUAGUAGCCAGCAACUCUAUAACGCCAGGCCCUACCCUCGGCAGCUCUAUGCUUACAGUCACUGUUACCGUAAGAGAAGCAGACCCUCGUCCAAAUUUCGUAAGGGAAGUUUAUUCAGCUGGAAUAUCUGUACUAGACACAAUCAACAAGGAAAUACUUACUGUGGAGGCGACCCACACGGAACCUGACGCAGUGGUUACGUACGCUAUAGACUAUGAGUCUAUGGUUGUAGAUCCCACUUUGGAGAACGUGCGUGAUAGAGCGUUUACUCUAGAUCCCAACAGUGGGGUCCUUACACUCAUCAUGCAACCAACGGCUGCUAUGCACGGCAUGUUCGAGUUCAAUAUCAUCGCUACAGACGAUGGUGGCGGACAGGAUAAAGCUCGGGUGAACAUAUACUUGAUAACGUCACUGAACCGCAUAUUUUUCAUAUUCUGGAACACUUUGGAAACAACUGAAACUCACAGGGACUUUAUCGCGCAGACAUUCUCCGCCGGGUUUGAGAUGACCUGCAAUAUCGACCAGAUAGUGCCCGCGAGCGCCACCAGUGGCGUCGCUCAGGAUGACAUCACGGAGGUGCGCGUACACUUCAUACGUGACUACCAACCUGUGCCGGCGGCCGAGAUUGAGGAACUACGCAGUGACACGAUGCUGCUGCGGUCUAUCCAGACGACUCUCAGCACCGAGUUGCUGGUACUGCAGGACUUUGUGACUGAAGACAGCCCUAGGCCCGGCACUGAUAGCAACCUGACCAUCAUAUAUGUGCUGGCCGCGUUGUCCGGACUCCUCGUAUUCAUGUUCGUGGUGCUGCUUCUCACAUACAUAAUUAGGACGAAAGCUUUGAACCGUCGACUACAUGCGUUGUCCAUGACGAAGUAUGGUUCCUUGGAUUCGGGGCUUAACCGGGCCGCCAUGGCGCCCGGCACCAACAAACACGCAGUCGAGGGCUCCAACCCCAUCUGGAACGAGACCAUUAAAGCACCACACUUUGAUUCCCUGAGCGAUGCGUCGGAUUCAUCAGAUCUGAUCGGCAUUGAAGAUAUGAUGGAGUUUAACUACGAACCCCCGCCAACCGCGGCAUCACCUGUCGAGCCUGUGGAACCGUCAAGAGAUACCGUGGCCAACCACAGUAAUAACUUCGGGUUUAAUACUAGCCCAUUCAGCACGCAAUUCACUGACAACUUUGGACAAUAAGUAUAGAGAAUAACUACCUGUACAAUUUCGAAUUCACUCACAACUUACACAGUGAGUUUGGAUUUAUCAACAAUCUGUACAGCGACGAGUUUGUUACAACUAUGGACUGUAAGUCCGGAUGUCAUGCCAGCUUGUACAGCAGCGAUUUCGCUUACAACUUCGGAUAUAUCAUCCUGUUCAACUCCGAGUUCACUGACAACAGUAGAUUUGUAACGUACUGUCAGUCAAUGGGACUUACUCACUGACUGACAUUACGUUACAAGACAUUCUCGGAUUCAGCAUUAUAGGAACUAAUUGUAGACACUACUCAUAUUUUAUAUUA